UCCCGUGCAGGGUUCGUGAACAUGCUGAAGGCCGUGAUCCUGAUUGGGGGGCCGCAGAAAGGGACUCGCUUCCGGCCCUUGUCCUUCGAAGUCCCGAAGCCGCUGUUCCCGGUGGCUGGGGUGCCCAUGAUCCAGCACCACAUCGAGGCCUGCACCAAGGUUCCAAGCAUGAAGGAGAUUCUCCUUGUGGGCUUCUACCAGCCCAACGAAGCCCUGAGCCGCUUCCUGGUCUCUGCACAGCAGGAGUUUAAAAUCCCCAUCAGGUACCUGCAGGAGUACGCGGCGCUGGGCACGGGAGGCGGCAUCUACCACUUCCGGGACCAGAUCCUAUCGGGCAGCCCCGAGGCCUUCUUCGUCCUCAACGCGGACGUGUGCUCGGAGUUCCCCCUGCCGGAGAUGCUGGCCUUCCAGCAGCAGUGUAGAGACCCACACAGCUUCGUCAUUCUGGGCACCACGGCCAACAGGAAGCAGUCCCUGAACUACGGCUGCAUUGUGGCCAACACGGAGACGUGCGAGGUCCUGCACUACGUGGAGAAACCCAGCACCUUCGUCAGCGAGAUCAUCAACUGCGGCAUCUACCUAUUCACGCCCGCCGUCUUCCAGCACAUCGGUGAGGUCUUCCAGAGGACCCAGCGGGAGCUGCUCCAGGGCUCUUGCCUUGGGGAGGACGGCACCAACGGCUGGCAGCGCGCCGAGGUGAUCCGGCUGGAGCAGGACGUCUUCACGGCGCUGGCCGGGCGCGGCAAGCUCUACGUCUACAAAACCGACGGCUUCUGGAGCCAGAUCAAAUCGGCUGGCUCUGCCAUCUACGCCAGCCGCCUCUACCUGAGCCAAUACAGCCAGUGCCACCCGGAGAGACUGGCCCGGAACAGCCCCGAGGGGCCCACCAUCCGAGGGAACGUGUAUAUCCACCCAACGGCGUCCAUCGACCGCAGUGCCGUGCUGGGCCCCAAUGUCUCCAUUGGGAAGGGGGUGACGGUGGGAGCCGGCGUGCGUGUGCGCGAGUCCAUCAUCCUGCAUGGGGCGUCGCUGCAGGAUCACACCUGUGUGCUCAACAGCAUUGUGGGCUGGGACAGCACCAUCGGGCGCUGGGCCCGGGUCGAGGGGACGCCCAGUGACCCGAACCCCAACGACCCCUAUGCCAAAAUCGACAGUGAGACCCUCUUCAGGGACGGCAGGCUCACGCCCUCCAUCACCAUCCUGGGCUGUAACGUCACCAUCCCCGCAGAGGUCGUGAUCCUCAACUCCAUCGUCCUGCCCCACAAGGAGCUGAGCCGCAGCUUCAAGAACCAGAUCAUCCUGUGAGGGGCCAGCCGGGAGCUGGGAACCGACUGGGCCUCCCGGGCGGCCCCGGCUGCAGCGCAGGUGCCCGAGCCCAGCCUGUGCAUGGCUCAGUUCCCCCUGCUCUGGCCAGGCCGUGCCCUGGGCCCCGCCAGCCACUCCACAGACGGACGUUAAAGCUGAAUGGGCAGCUGUCAGCCCCUGCCAUGUGGGGCUGGUCCGGGCCCUGGUCUGGCUCAGCCCAGCCCGGAAACCACCUCCCUGGGGUGUCGCAGCCGAGCUGAAGCUAGCCCCCUGGCUCUGUCCGUGGGCCCGAGGCCGGGCGUCUGGCUGUGUUUGCCCUGCCCCUCGAGCCCCCCCACCCCCUCACAGCAGAGGCAGCUCCCAGCCCGGUCCAGGGCCAGCAGCCAGGUGAAGUGUGGUGCAGACAGAUGUUAGCUGAGGAGAGCAGGCCAGGCCCAUGGGGCUGGGGAGAGGGGUGCUGCCCCACAGCCCGUGGAGCUACCUCACCCCCCAGGCCGUGCAGCGAGACACAGAGCGAAGCUCUGGCACACGGUGCCCACGGGGCAGCCGGAGACCCUGGUGCACAGGCAGCACCAGCCAACUUUCAGCUGGUCAGGGUGAAGUGUCCCAGGCUGGGCGUCUACCUCCAGCUGAGUGGGUGGGGUUAGAGUCAGGUGCCUCUAACUGCUCGAACCCGCUGCCCUACACCGGAGUCCUCAGUCAGCGCAGCAAAACCUACUGGUGCCGCGUCUCUCACCCCGCAUAACAGCUUUCUACCACUACUCGUUCCUCUGUAACUGCCAUGCUCGAUGGCUGGGGCGGGGAUCCCGGGUUGAAAGUAACUUAAAAGUCUUACCGGUACAGGGGGCUGGCUCUGGGCCCCUCGGGUGAAGGGGCUGGGCUGGGGUCAGCCUCCCCCAGCCAGCCCAUCUGGGCUGCCUGGCCCGGCCUGCCCAGGCCUCCAGCGGCGAUUUAAAGGGCCUGGGGCUCCAGGCACGGCAGCCAGGAACCUUAGGCCCUUUUAAAUCACUGGGCCCCAGCUCAGCUCCCCCCCCCCCCCCCCGCAGCCCUGGGGAGCGGGGGGGAAAGGGGCAGCGACGUUAAAGCACAGUGCUCUAAGGUCGGUGUUUAUGGGCCGCUACCGGGCAGCCGCUUCUUAGCGGUUCGCUGGCCUGGCCCGCUUUCACCUCGGCAUGGAUCUCAGCAGCCCAGCACUGCCUCUGCCCUGCCGUGGGGCAGUCCGGGGCCCGGCACUACAAUGGGGUAUGAUUUGAUGGGCUGGCAAGGAGGGUGGGUGAAGGCAUUAGCAGCCUGUGACAGGCUCGUGGGGUUGAUUAAAGAACUAGCCUGAGAUAAAA
Messenger RNA from Chrysemys picta bellii (western painted turtle), 2642 nucleotides. NCBI's taxonomy places the organism in Eukaryota, Metazoa, Chordata, Testudines, Emydidae. The record is from RefSeq and is a predicted model, not a curated record.